AUCCUCCUGCAUCUGCCCAGGAUACCCACUCUGCCUGGUUCUUCAGGACUCAGGUUGGUGGGAGGUAGAGGCCAGCUCAGGUGGAAAGACGCCUUUGUGGGGAUCACAGGUACCACAGGGCAAUCCUCUCUUUGUUGUCUGCACAGAGAAAUUACCCAAACCCAACAUCAUAAUCAACAACUCCCAACCCAUGGAGGGUGAGGACUCUCUAGCAUUAACGUGUGAACCUGAGAUUAAUUAUGCGACCUACCUGUGGAAGAUAAACAAUCAGAUGAUCCCAGAUGGUGACAGGCUGAAGCUAUUCAACAACAACAGGACUCUCACUUUAUUUAAUGUCACAAGGAAUGACACAGGACCCUAUGAGUGUGAAAUCCAGAACCCAGUGAGUGCCAACCGCAGUGACCCACUCACCCUGAAUAUUUCCUAUGGCCCGGAUGCCCCCAUCAUAAACCCCCCAGAAUCACAUUUCCGUUCAGGGACAAAUCUCAACCUCUCCUGCCACGCAGACUCUAACCCGCCUGCUAAGUUCUCUUGGUUUUUCAAUGGGAGGCCCCUGGAAUCCACACAAGAGCUCUCAAUCCUCAACCUCUCUACAAAUAAUAGCGGAUCCUAUGUGUGUGUCGCCCAUAACUCUGUCACUAACCUCAAUAGGACCACAACCAAGAAUAUUACCAUCUCUGAAUCAUUGACAUCGCCCCACCUCACAGCUAGCAACACCAGGGUGGCAGAAGGGGACUCUGUGCAGCUGACCUGUGUCCCAAAUGACACUGAAAUCUCCAUCCAGUGGCUCUUCAAUAACAAUACCCUACAGCUCACAGACACAAUGCAGCUGUCCCUAAACAACAGCAUCCUGACCAUAAACUCAGUCAAGAAGAUGGAUGAGGGAGAGUAUCAUUGUCAAGUCUCCAACCAAGUCUUUUCCGAAAAGAGCAACCCCAUCACAUUGACUGUGAUCGGCGGAGAUGACAUCCCAGGUGAACACCCACCAGGUGGACUCUCACCUGGGGCCAUUGCCGGCAUCGUGAUUGGAGUCUUGGCUGGAGUGGGGCUGAUAGCAGGCCUGGGGUAUUUCCUGUUUUUCAGGAAGACUGGCGGGGCAAGCGACCAGCACGAUCUCACAGAGCACAUACCCUCAGCCUCCAACCACAGUCUGGGCCCCUCUGACCACUCUCCUGACAAGGGGGAUGAUGUUGCUUAUUCUUCUCUGAACUUCAACAUCCAGGAACCAACACAACCAACUUCACCCACCUCCCUGUCCCCGACAGCCACAGAAACUGUUUACUCUGAAUUGAAAAAGAAGUAAUGCAACCUGUUCUGCUCGCUGCACUGGUGAUGUGCUCCAAGUCUCAGCACCCUCACUAGGAGAUCUCUUGAGGGGGAGGGGGGAAGAAGUCCCUCCCCACCCCAUUACACACCUCCCUUCUGUGUCAACAAAUGGAAAGAACAUCCGGGAGUGUUCGGGCACACCAAUCUUCCUUCUUGUUGAAAUUUGGCAAAGUAGACUUUGGGAGAGAAUUGAAGGACCUUCCUGUCCCUCCGGGCUUCCUGACCUAGACUUGUUUUAAAUUUACUUAUCCAGAGUGUACCAAUUCCUUCCCAGCCCAGUCCUGACCUAUCAGAUUCUAACCUGAAUUUUCCAUAACCUUGAGAGUUAUGUCCUUUUCCACUUAAUUACUUAUGCCAGAAAAAAAGAGAGAGAGAAAGUAAAAGCAGUAGUAGUGGCUUUUCCAUUCUCUCCAAAACCCACCAUCCACAGGAAAAUCUAAUAUAUAACCAGUAGUGACCUGGGAAAGUCUAUAACUUUGUCCACUGUCAGGGUCGCCUACCUACAGGACCAGGGUCUGAGCACCUUGCUGCUUAGCUAGAAUACCACCUAAGCCCUUUGGCAGAACUGUUUCCAGAGAACCCACCAGAAAUAACUAGAAAAAUAUCUGCCAAGGUCCAUAGGUGAUUCCUAAAAAAAAAAAAAAAAAAAAUGCAAAAAUCACACCUAUGCCUUUAAUAUCUGGAUGGGUGUUAUUGAAGGAAGUGCCCAGAAAAGAAGAGAUUACAGCUUUUGCAGGGGGGAAAGAAAGCUUUUCAUAGACACAACCUGCUGAGAACUUGGAAAAGGAGUAGAGAGCUACUCUUCAUAAAUUAUUUAAAUUAUUGUUAAAGAAUGUGUAAUUGGGGGGUAUUGGGAGUUUUUUUUCCUCCUUUUCUGAUACUUUCUACCAUUUUAAUCUUUGUAACUGCUUACUUAUGUGAAUGGAAUUAUUCUUACUGGGCUUAGCUGUGUAGGCUGAUCAGACCGCCUGAGGUUAAAGAAGCCACCAAAAUGUCAACAGCCCUUGGCCAGAAGCCUCUGUGGCUUUUUUGACAAGAGCUCCAAAUAGAAAACAAGAAGAGGCUUUCCUCAUUCGUGCCAGGAAUGGACAAGUCACCAGCUCCUUCUCCAUGUUUCUGCCCGUGUGUUCUGUCCCUGUCUGCUGGCGUCCCUUAGGGUGUGUUUGGUCCUUAAAAAAUGGGAGCCUCUAAAGGGAACACCACUGCUCAUACCAAUGGCGUGGUUCAUGACCCAGAAAGCUGCACUGGUGCUAGUGCCCUUGGGACAUAAGGGCUGUGAGAGGGGGUUAGGCCAUAGUGGGGGAUAAGCUGGCCCUGGAUUUUCUGCUCUGAAACUUAUCUUUUCUCACAUAGGGUCAAUGAGUCCCCAUGUGUCUUAAGAUAAAAAUGAAAGACAGGAAAAGGAAAGGCAAAUGUGCUUCUCAUGCAGUCUUCUGCUACACAGAUGGACUCUCUUUGGGGAUAUGAAGGGAAAGGUUGUAUUUGAUAUUUGCUGCUUGAUCUCCUGCUCUGCCUAACAGGCCUCCUCCAAGAGAAUUCACUGGGAAUUCUCCUACUCAGGUACCUCUUCAGGGAUUUCCAGCCCUGACAGAGACUGUAUAUAGUUUCCCUCAUCCAUCCUGUGCUGGGUUAUUUAAUUUUGCCAGACUAAGGCCACUUCUGAAUUAUUUGUAAAAUUUGCUCUAUAUUUAUAAUAAAAAAAUCAUGUAUCAGACUUUCA
Molecule: messenger RNA, 3046 nt
Organism: Marmota flaviventris (yellow-bellied marmot)
Lineage: Eukaryota; Metazoa; Chordata; Mammalia; Rodentia; Sciuridae
Source: RefSeq, a predicted model, not a curated record